AUGAUCAGGAAGCAUCUUGCCCAAGAUGUUCAUGCCAAGGAGAAUCUUCUAUAUAUGACAGAAAGUUCAACCAUUUCAGAGGACGACGAGAACACCAUAUCAGAAAUAGAAUCCGAGGCCAUCUUCCUCUUUGCUGCAGGAAGUGACACUCUAACGACCUGCUUGAGCAGCCUAUUCCAUUACCUGUCAGAAGACUCACAGUGUUACCAAGAACUUACUCAAGAGAUCAGGUCGACUUUCCAUCAUCAAAGGGAAAUCCGAAGUGGGCCACGGCUGGCUCGUUGCCAGUACCUUCGCGCAUGCCUUGACGAAACCCUGAGGAUAUCUCCACCAGUUCCAGGGACCCUUUGGCGAGAACAGGAGGCAGAGUCUCGAGCCGACGGUCAGCCGUUGAUAAUAGACGGUCACAUCAUCCCACCGGGAACGGAGAUUGGAGUCAACACGUACGCCCUUCACCACAACGAGGAAUAUUUUCCUGAGCCCUUUGUCUUCAAACCAGAGCGGUGGAUUCCCGAGUGCGUGGAGUACAAGAAGAAUACAAGGAGUGCCUUCGUGCCGUUUUCUACCGGUGUCCGGGGAUGCUUAGGGAGGGCAAUGGCCUACCAGGAAGCCCAACUCAUCGUCGCCAGAAUACUGUGGCAUUUGGACCUUAAGCAGGCACCCUUCAAUCGGGCUAGAAUGGAAAGCAUGAGGAUUGAUGGCUCAGGGAAACACCGAGGUAGACAUAACGAGUAUCCUAUCCGCGACAGGUUUGGUGCGUCGCACAACGGGCCAUGGAUGGUGUUCCAUCCGCGCGAGGAUCAGCUCAACGAGGUGACUGAAGCGAGGUAG
This is a messenger RNA of Neoarthrinium moseri, 831 nucleotides long. RefSeq lists its product as uncharacterized. Gene Ontology annotation, molecular function: iron ion binding; oxidoreductase activity, acting on paired donors, with incorporation or reduction of molecular oxygen; heme binding. Lineage: Eukaryota; Fungi; Ascomycota; Sordariomycetes; Amphisphaeriales; Apiosporaceae. Bases 1 to 831 code for a protein of 276 amino acids. The record is from RefSeq and is a predicted model, not a curated record. The transcript has 2 exons.